AUGUCGCUGUUGCCAUCGCUGGUGAUUUGCGCGAUUACGGUAUGCGUUGUGGUCGGUCAGUUGGUCAGAGGUCAGCAGGCGAAUGACCAACCGGCAUUAAACUCAGCAACCGGCCCCGAAACGGAACCGUCGCCCAAGCCGACCUGCGUGUCGGACGUAGACAUCGUUAAUUGGCUAGUAGAUAUGCGCCAAAGUGGCUACAACCGCCACCGAAUUCCAAAGCCAAACGACAUGCGCGUGAAAAUCAAUAUGCAGAUUCAGGCGAUCACGUCGAUCUCGGAGGCGACUCAGGAUUUCGAGGUGGACUUAUACCUGAACGAACUCUGGCACGACCCGGGUCUUCGCUACGACCACCUGGGCGCCUGCAAACCGAACAUAUCGCUCGACCACACGGUUUUGGACAAGAUCUGGACACCAAACACGUGUUUCAUCAACUCCAAGGAGUCGUCCGUCCACGCUUCGCCGUUCAAGAACAUCUUUCUGCUGAUUUACAACAAUGGCACGGUGUGGACGAACUACCGUAUCAAACUGACCGGCCCGUGCCAGAUGGAGUUUCAUUGGUUCCCGAUGGACAGCUUCACCUACAGUAUUAACGAAAUGCGCAUGGUCUGGGACCCCGUGGAACCCGUUUCUUUCUAUUCGUCUGUCCAUCUGCCGGAUUUCACCGUCGUUCAAACCCUGGCCACGCUGUAUGCGGCCGGCUACUGGGACGAGAUGACUUUAACAUUUGUAUUCCAGCGUCGCUACGGAUGGUACAUCUUCCAGGGAUAUAUUCCGACGUAUCUCAUCAUUGCCAUCUCGUGGCUUUCCUUCCACAUAGGUACACUGUCUCUGCCUUCUCGAACCAUGCUAGGCGUUAAUUCUCUGAUGGCUAUGACUUUCCAAUUUGGAAACAUCAUCAACCACCUGCCGCGAGUGUCUCACAUUAAAGCGAUUGACGUAUGGAUUGGAAUGACGUUCAUCGUGUGCUCCCUUUUGGAACUGGCCAUUGUAGACUAUUUAUCUCAGGUAAGGAACCGGAAGAAACUCAGGAAAAGAAAAAUACCGCAGUCGGGAACGUACCGCGACUUUGCCAAAAUUCAGUAUCUGAACUUGAGCACAACAGUGCACAAAAGUGGCUUCCGGUCACUGCUAAAAAUGCGGACCACCGCGUGGACGCCGGAGGAAGUGGACAGAAUUUCGGCCAUCUUGUUUCCGACAACCUUUCUCAUCUUUAACCUGUUUUACUGGGGAUAUUACAUAGGAUUUUCGCGAAUAAAAGAUAUCGAAUACUCUAUAGACAAACAAUAG
This is a messenger RNA of Soboliphyme baturini, 1290 nucleotides long. NCBI's taxonomy places the organism in Eukaryota, Metazoa, Nematoda, Enoplea, Dioctophymatida, Soboliphymatidae. The record is from the annotation of a GenBank genome assembly.